Messenger RNA from Phycodurus eques (leafy seadragon), 1397 nucleotides. It is a transcript of the gene glrx5, whose product is annotated as glutaredoxin 5 homolog (S. cerevisiae). Lineage: Eukaryota; Metazoa; Chordata; Actinopteri; Syngnathiformes; Syngnathidae. The transcript has 2 exons. The coding region runs from base 94 to 564 and encodes 156 amino acids. The record is from RefSeq and is a predicted model, not a curated record.
UUAAGAGUGGCUGAACUCUGGUGUUGGAGCGCAAUACACGCACAUUUCUUUUCAUUUCUCCUCUUCGUUUAAACAUAAAACCGUCUAAGCAGGAUGAAUAGCUUACUAAAAUACACUUCUCGGUGUUUGCGGUUCGGAGCGGCAUAUUCUCUACCCGGACAAGCCGAAGGACGCGCGUGGACGGCCUCUACACGACUCUUGUGCGCGGCGUCGGACCUCCAAAAAGACCUUGGCAAGAUGGUGAAGAAGGACAAGGUGGUGGUUUUUAUGAAGGGGACUCCAGCUCAGCCCAUGUGUGGUUUCAGUAACGCCGUGGUCCAGAUUCUGCGGAUGCACGGAGUAGACGAGUACGCUGCGUACAACGUGUUGGCCGACGAGGAGCUCCGAGAAGGAGUCAAAAUGUUCUCCAACUGGCCAACGAUCCCUCAGGUCUACUUCAAUGGAGAGUUUGUGGGAGGCUGUGACAUCCUCCUCCAAAUGCACCAGAAUGGUGAUCUGGUGGAUGAGCUGAAGAAGCUGGGCGUCCAGUCUGCAUUGUUGGAUGCUGAAAAAGACUCCAAGUAGAUGAGGAAGAUCCUAGAUGAGAACUUAAUGUGCUUAAAAACAGAGGACACAUUUACUCGGUUGAAUCUCACUUGUUGUACUCGCCAGACAAAAUUGACUCUUCUGACUGACAAUGUAGAUGUGAUUGAGGGCUAAAUGUAUGAGCAGUUUAGGGGGCAGGAGAGUGGAUUCUGAGAUUCCCUGAAUUCUAACCUGGAAUUAUCUUUUAAAUAAGUAGAACAACACACGAGCAUUGUUAAACAGAAAUGUUGGUUGUCUCAUCACAACUUCCUGAAAAAGGCUGACCCCAACACUGAGCCACGAGCUUUAAUACUGAAAUGACUCCUCAGGAUGACUUCACACCAUUGUUCAAGUUGGACCAGAAUGCAAUGUCAUCGCACCAGAAAACAUCCAAAUAUACUUGUGUAAAGAAGGGACAAUUUUGUCUUGAAUUAAUUGAUUAAAGUGAAUAUUGCUAAGAGAAGUUUUAUAAUGUACACGCUUGACAUUGUUGUGUGAUCACCAUGGCACCAACAACAACUUGUUUCCUACACUUGAAAUGGACACUCUUGUUUUUAAGACCCGCUGAAACGCAACAAAUAAUUCACACCCUUUUUUUUUGUUUGUUUAGUCUUGAAGAGAAAUAAUUUAUGGUAUUUUUGUAACAUUUUAAGUGUGUUUGUCAGCUAAGAGCCUAAAAUCUCUUGACCGUCAAUCACUGUAGCUUGUUUUACGCCCAUCAGUUGUAUUUUCACAGCAAUGGUACAUUGCAAUAUAUUGCACAUUUAUAUCAUGAUCAAAUGUAUUUUAGGUGCAUGUACACUGAGUGACAAUUAAAAUAUCAAGUGACAAAA